AUGAACUCUUUCUCGUCUCCUCCUGGCAGGGUCCUAGGAGCUGUUGUCGCCUUCCUGCUCUGGGGGCAGCUGUUUGCUGCGGACACGGGAAAUGAAGUCACAGAUGCAGCAGAUGACAUCUGCCCCAAACCCCCUAUGAUUGCAAAUGGCUAUGUGGAGCAUGCAGUGCACUAUGGAUGCCAGGAGUACUACCAGCUGCGCAGUGAAGGAGAUGGAGUUUACACCUUAGACGGAGAGAAGCGCUGGGUCAAUAAGGUUGUUGGAGAGAAACUUCCUGAGUGUGAAGCAGUGUGUGGGAAGCCGAAGAAUCCUGUGACCCAGGUGCAGCGGAUCCUGGGGGGAUCUGUGGAUGCCAAGGGCAGCUUUCCCUGGCAGGCCAAAAUGAUCUCUCCCCACAACCUCACCUUGGGGGCCACGCUGAUCCACGAGCAGUGGCUGCUGACCACAGCCAAGAAUCUCCUCCUGGGCCAGCCUGAAGGGGUGGAGGCAAAGGACAUUGGCCCCACACUCAGACUCUACGUGGGGAGGCAGCAGCAAGUGCGGGUGGAGAAAGUGGUUCUCCACCCUGACCCCGCCAACGUGGACAUCGGCCUCAUCAAACUCAAGGAGAAGGUGCCCGUCAACGAGAGGGUGAUGCCCAUCUGCCUCCCCUCUGAAGACUACACCCAAGUGGGGCGUUUGGGCUAUGUGUCUGGCUGGGGCCGGAACACCAAUUUCAGGUAUACAGAUCAGCUCAAGUAUGUCACAUUGCCUGUGGCUGACCAGAAGAAUUGUGUGGAGCACUAUGAGGGCAGUGUUGAGCCUGAGAAGAAGGUCGCCAAGAGCCCCGUCGGGGUGCAGCCCACGCUGAAUGAACACACUUUCUGUGCUGGCCUGUCUCGGUACCAGGAAGACACCUGCAAUGGGGAUGCGGGCAGCGCCUUCGCGGUCCACGACCAGGAGAAGGACACAUGGUAUGCGGCCGGCAUCCUGAGCUUCGAUAAGAGCUGCCGGGUGGCUGAGUAUGGGGUGUACGUGAAGGUGUCCUCCUUCCUGAACUGGAUCCGAGAAACCAUGGCUGAGGCAUAG
Suncus etruscus (white-toothed pygmy shrew) is the source of this 1068-nucleotide messenger RNA. Its product is annotated as haptoglobin-like. The transcript has 4 exons. The record is from RefSeq and is a predicted model, not a curated record. Gene Ontology annotation, cellular component: extracellular region. Gene Ontology annotation, molecular function: serine-type endopeptidase activity; hemoglobin binding. Bases 1 to 1068 code for a protein of 355 amino acids. Gene Ontology annotation, biological process: acute inflammatory response; proteolysis. Lineage: Eukaryota; Metazoa; Chordata; Mammalia; Eulipotyphla; Soricidae.